Hyaena hyaena (striped hyena) is the source of this 2045-nucleotide messenger RNA. It is a transcript of the gene ZSCAN12, whose product is annotated as zinc finger and SCAN domain containing 12. The transcript is spliced from 4 exons. NCBI's taxonomy places the organism in Eukaryota, Metazoa, Chordata, Mammalia, Carnivora, Hyaenidae. Gene Ontology annotation, molecular function: RNA polymerase II cis-regulatory region sequence-specific DNA binding; DNA-binding transcription factor activity. Gene Ontology annotation, biological process: regulation of transcription by RNA polymerase II. The coding region runs from base 131 to 1963 and encodes 610 amino acids. The record is from RefSeq and is a predicted model, not a curated record.
UCGGUGGUUCUGGCUCCCAGCGGUUUGGACCCCGCGGCCCGUGGUCUCCCCGGGAGGGACCUGGCUUCCGGCCACCGGGGGCCGCAGGUCCACCCUUGCUGGAAGCACCACUAGAGCUUCCACGGCCGCGAUGGCGUCUGCCUGGGCUGCCCUGGCCCACGGGGACAGGGGUGCGCUUCUGGAAGUAAAGGUGGAGGAGGAAUACAGGAAUACCGCCAGACAGGAUCAGAACCUGCAGAAGAACGACACCCACAGCAGGGAGGUCUUCCGACAGUACUUCAGGCACUUCUGCUACCAGGAGACCCCUGGGCCCCGCGAGGCGCUGCACCGGCUCCGCGAGCUGUGCCGCCAGUGGCUGAGCCCAGAAAUACACACCAAGGAGCAGAUCCUGGAGCUGCUGGUGCUGGAGCAGUUCCUGACCAUCCUGCCCGAGGAGCUCCAGGCCUGGGUGCGGGAGCACCAUCCGGAGAGCGGGGACGAGGUGGUGACCGUGCUGGAGGAUCUGGAGAGGGAGCUGGACGAACCGGGAGAGCAAGAGACGGCCCUUCUGGGAACAGGCCUGGAGCCCAGCACGUCCCUCCCAUCUGUGGUUGCCCGGCUGAAGUGUGAAUCUCCAGGAAGUGGAGCCCAGCCAGAGGAGCAAGUUUCAGGUGUUGAGACUGGAAAUGAGUACAGGGAUUUAACUCUAAAGCAAGAAGCUUCUGAACAGAUGGCACCACAUGGGAACAUGGGUAGUGGAUUUGAAAGUGAAGUGUCCCAGCUGGCUUGGUGCAGAGAAGCUUACGGAUCUGAAGCAGAAACCGAAGAGUCUUCUCGACACUCCAGGGAAGGUGAACAAUCUGUGGGUGAUGAAAACAGAGUCCAUCUGACUGAACAGCAGAGGGCCUGUCCAGGAGAAAAACCUCAUGAGUGCGAGGAGUGUGGAAAAGCCUUCAGUAAACAUUCGAACCUCCUAGAACAUCAGAGGGUCCACACUGGAGACAGGCCCUACAAAUGUGAGGAAUGUGGGAAAACUUUCCGUGGGAGAACAGUGCUGAUUCGGCACAAAAUAGUACACACGGGAGAGAAACCGUAUAAAUGUAAUGAGUGUGGCAAAGCCUUUGGCCGCUGGUCUGCUCUUAACCAGCAUCAGAGGCUCCACACAGGAGAGAAACACUACCACUGUAACGAAUGCGGCAAAGCCUUUAGCCAGAAGGCAGGCCUCUUUCACCAUCUCAAAAUCCACACAAGAGACAAACCAUACCAUUGUGCUCAGUGCAAUAAAAGUUUUAGUCGGCGUUCAGUACUUACUCAACAUCAAGGAGUUCACACUGGGGCGAAGCCCUAUGAGUGCAGCGAGUGCGGGAAAGCCUUCGUUUACAACUCCUCCCUGGUUUCCCACCAAGAGAUCCACCACAAAGAAAAGUGCCAUCAGUGUAAGGAGUGUGGGAAAUCCUUCAGUCAGAGUGGCCUCGUUCAGCAUCAGAGAAUCCACACUGGGGAGAAACCUUACAAGUGUGACGUAUGUGCAAAAGCCUUUAUUCAGAGGACGAGUCUUGUAGAACAUCAGCGAGUUCACACUGGAGAGAGACCUUACAAAUGUGAUAAGUGCGGGAAGGCCUUCACUCAAAGAUCAGUCCUCACGGAACAUCAGAGAACACACACCGGAGAGAGGCCGUACAAGUGCGACGACUGUGGGAAUGCCUUCCGAGGCAUCACCAGCCUCAUUCAGCACCACCGGAUCCACACUGGGGAGAAACCCUACCGAUGCGAUGAGUGUGGCAAAGCCUUCAGACAGAGGUCAGAUCUUAGCAAACACCGGAGAAUCCAUAGUCGAGCUGCUCCUUCUAAAGAGUGCGGGGAAUCGUUCAGGCAGGCCUCCGCCCUUGCGCAGCCUCAGACCGUCCACGAAGGAGAGGAGUCUGCUUCUGUGAGGACUGCAGGGACGCCGUCUCACGGAGCGCAGGCUGGAGAGGAGUACUAGCUCGCAAGUGACUCAGGGCCAAACGGCAGUCACUGUCGCUGCAAGGGCGCCCCAGACGUCUUCUCAGGAGUUUGCCGCGGGC